This is a messenger RNA of Schistocerca gregaria, 975 nucleotides long. RefSeq names its product transcription factor Dp-1-like. Lineage: Eukaryota; Metazoa; Arthropoda; Insecta; Orthoptera; Acrididae. Gene Ontology annotation, cellular component: nucleus; transcription regulator complex. Gene Ontology annotation, biological process: regulation of cell cycle; regulation of transcription by RNA polymerase II. The annotation marks the transcript as partial. Gene Ontology annotation, molecular function: DNA-binding transcription factor activity, RNA polymerase II-specific; RNA polymerase II transcription regulatory region sequence-specific DNA binding. The record is from RefSeq and is a predicted model, not a curated record. The transcript is spliced from 2 exons.
UUAGUGUGGAAUGGGUCAGUGGUACACACUUCCAAUUUUUUAGAAGCGAGGGGCGGCGAAUACGAUUCUGAGUGCUUUCAGUAUAGGAAGAAGCGUAAGUUUGCGAAGUCGUCUAGUUCCGGUGAGCAAGACACGGCUUCUUCAAACGAGAACGUGUAUUGUGGUAUAUCGCCUUGCAUUUACAGCAACAAGAGACCGAGUGAGACUGUUAAGGGUGGGAGUGGCCGGGGUCUUCGGCAGCUUACUCGGAGGGUUUGUGAGAAGGUUAAGUCUAAGCGAACGACUUCAUACUAUGAAGUGGCCAACGAAUUAGUAGCAGAUAUUCUAGGCAGCAAUGUCAGCAACCACUUUGACGAGAAAAACGUUCGUCGUCGCGUAUACGACGCUCUGAAUGUGUUGAUGGCAGUGAACAUCAUUGACAAGAACAAGAAGGAAGUUCGAUGGAUUGGUUUGCCUGAUGCUACAGAAGAGAUAGAGUUGUUGACAAAAAAAAAGGAGGAACAAGAAGAUUUGAUAAAUAAAAAGAAGGAACAAAUCCACGACCUCGAGGCCCAAUGUCGCCUGUAUGAAGGUCUCAUUGCUCGAAACAUGCAUGCGGAAUUUCAACAACAAGGCGCCGAUCCGGACCAACAGAUUACAUUGCUCACUCAGAGGAUUACUUUGCCGUUCAUCAUCAUACAUACCAAAUCGAAAGCAAAAAUUGAUUGCUACAUGAAUGAGAAUCAUACGUAUUACGCAUUUGACUUUUCUCUUCCUUUUUCGAUUUGCCAUGAAUACGAAAUUGUCAAGAGCAUGAACAUUCCCACGAUCCGCAAAUAGUGUCUUCAAUUCUUGAUCGUAAAUGAAAUUCAAGUGACAAUUGGAUACGGGUGGCGGCGUGCGCUCGAAGCACGCGAACGCUAGGAGUCCAUUUUUGAACGGCUGCAUGUACAGAAGGAGUUUAGAAAAAAUUAAAAAAAUUGUACACCGUUGUGU